AUGGCCUCCAAUCUCGAUCUUGUAAACGAUGCCGAUUCCUUUCCCUACCACAAUGAUGACAAAAAUGUGUACCGGUUCACUGUGGCUGGAGUGCCUGCUAUCCUUGGCUACAUUACACACCCAGUUCGGGAUGCAUUACAAGGCCUUCAACACUGGCAAGUGAAUGACUCAACACAGACCGUGAUCCUCACUAGCGGCAGCAAUAGAGAGGAGCGGAGUGCAGUUAUGAAACAGACUUUGCUGGCCAUGCGUGAUAAAGGGCAAUUCCAGCUCCUCAAGAAAUGGCGGGAUGAAGACUUUCCAGUUUAUGGCGAGAGAAAGGAAGUUCUUCUUACCUUUGAGCGCUGCGCCAGUCCGCUCUUCGGGAUCGUUACUUAUGGAGUACAUGCUAUAGCCUACAGGCCUCCCUCUGUGGACGGAGAGCAGCUCAAGAUAUGGGUUCCGCGUCGAGCCCGGAACAAGCAAUCGUACGGAGGAAUGCUGGAUAGCACGGUCGCAGGGGGCGUUGCCUCAGACGAGACGCCCUUUGAGGCGCUGGUCCGCGAGUGUGAAGAAGAGGCUGCACUACCGCGGGAAUUUGUUCACAAACACGCCAUCGCGACUGGCAUGGUAUCCGAUUUCUACAUACGCGGCAAGCAAGCAGGGGGCGAGACCGGACUCCUACAACCCGAGUGCCAUUACGUCUACGACCUGCCACUGCCGUCGGAUAUCGUAUGCAAGAAGAACGACGAUGAGGUGGAAGAGUUUAACCUGUGGACUGUGGAUGAGAUCAAACGAGCAUUGGCCAACAGGGAGUUCAAACCGAAUUGCGCACUCGUUAUGCUUUACUUCUUCAUCCGGCAUGGAAUCUUAACAGCCGAGAAUGAGAAGGAUUAUAUCCAAAUCGUGGCACGAUUGCACCGACGAUUCGAAUUCCCUACCAGAUAG
Messenger RNA from Aspergillus pseudoviridinutans, 927 nucleotides. RefSeq lists its product as uncharacterized. The record is from RefSeq and is a predicted model, not a curated record. The coding region runs from base 1 to 927 and encodes 308 amino acids. The transcript has a single exon. Lineage: Eukaryota; Fungi; Ascomycota; Eurotiomycetes; Eurotiales; Aspergillaceae. Gene Ontology annotation, molecular function: 8-oxo-dGDP phosphatase activity.